CCGCGCUCGCGCCGGCCCCGCAGCUCUGCGUGCCGAUCAGCACAGAAACUCAGGAGACAAAGACAAGUUCUUCCACAAUGUCGUACAGACGAGAACUAGAAAAAUACCGUGACCUGGAUGAAGACGAAAUCCUUGGAGCCCUAACAGAGGAAGAGCUCAGGACCCUGGAAAACGAGCUGGAUGAGCUGGACCCUGAUAAUGCACUGCUGCCUGCAGGCCUGAGGCAGAAGGAUCAGACCACCAAGGCGCCCACAGGCCCCUUUAAAAGAGAGGAGCUCUUGGAUCACUUGGAAAAGCAAGCAAAGGAGUUUAAGGACCGAGAAGAUCUGGUCCCCUACACAGGGGAGAAACGAGGAAAGGUCUGGGUCCCCAAGCAGAAGCCAAUGGAUCCUGUACUGGAAAGUGUGACGCUGGAGCCAGAGCUGGAGGAGGCCUUGGCAAAUGCUUCGGACGCAGAACUCUGUGACAUCGCAGCGAUCCUGGGCAUGCACACGCUCAUGAGCAACCAGCAGUACUACCAGGCCCUGGGCAGCAGCUCCAUCGUGAACAAGGAGGGCCUCAACAGUGUGAUUAAACCCACACAAUACAAGCCUGUGCCUGAUGAGGAACCAAAUUCAACAGACGUAGAGGAAACGCUGGAGAGGAUAAAGAACAACGACCCGAAACUUGAAGAGGUUAACCUCAAUAACAUCCGGAACAUCCCCAUACCCACCCUCAAGGCGUACGCAGAAGCCCUGAAGGAGAACACGUACGUGAAGAAGUUCAGCAUUGUGGGGACCCGGAGCAACGACCCCGUGGCCCACGCCCUUGCUGAGAUGCUCAAGGUGAACAAGAUAUUGAAGACACUGAACGUGGAAUCCAACUUCAUUUCUGGGGCUGGCAUCCUGCGCCUGGUGGAAGCCCUCCCAUAUAACACUUCCCUGGUGGAACUGAAAAUCGAUAACCAGAGCCAGCCCCUGGGCAACAAAGUGGAAAUGGAGAUCGUGAGCAUGUUGGAAAAAAACACAACACUUCUCAAAUUCGGCUACCACUUUACCCAGCAGGGACCCCGGCUCCGGGCAUCCAACGCAAUGAUGAACAACAACGACCUUGUGAGGAAAAGGAGGCUCGCCGACCUGACUGGGCCCAUCAUUCCCAAGUGCCGGAGUGGCGUCUAAGUAUGCGGAGGUGAAGACCAUGCCUUUGAACUGGACGUGUUUUACCGACAACCUGUGCUCUGCAGUGGAAACCAGAAGGCAAAACGCCGGCACAAAACCCUUUUGUGGUUCAGUUCUUUAUGCACUAAGGUUUUAGGUUUACUAGUGGUUGUAGUUGAAAAUUUUAUAAAAUAUGGUUAAUGUGAAGUUUUUCUUUAGUCACAGAAGUUCAGUCUGGUUUUAUUUAAAAAUUGAGAAUCCCUCAAACUGGCGGAUCUCACUGAAGAUGAUGUAGUAGCAGUGACUUAACCCCAGGAGCUCAGUUUCCAUGGCCUUGAUGUGUAGUGUUUCAGGUCCAUUUAAAAUGGGUGACACAUAAACAAGCAGCACACUCUUCCACAUGACUUAGAAGUAUUAUAAAAUACUUUAUUACAGAUUUGAUCUUAGCUAUUUAGCAAACAGAAUAAUCAUUUUUUAUUAA
This is a messenger RNA of Propithecus coquereli (Coquerel's sifaka), 1617 nucleotides long. RefSeq names its product tropomodulin 1 (gene TMOD1). Gene Ontology annotation, molecular function: tropomyosin binding. The coding region runs from base 78 to 1157 and encodes 359 amino acids. The transcript has 10 exons. Gene Ontology annotation, cellular component: myofibril; striated muscle thin filament. Gene Ontology annotation, biological process: myofibril assembly; pointed-end actin filament capping; muscle contraction. The record is from RefSeq and is a predicted model, not a curated record. NCBI's taxonomy places the organism in Eukaryota, Metazoa, Chordata, Mammalia, Primates, Indriidae.